AUGGGAGAUCAAGGGCAUUUCCAAGGAUCACCUUACAACACCGCGCAUCAACCGCUGCAACAGCUGCCGUCAAGUGGCUCGAUCGGUUCACAGCACAGCUUUCACGGAGAAGAAUCGCCUCAAGUUUAUCAAAACCUGCAACCGGUCACCCCCAAUUAUCAAGGGUAUUUCCAAGGAUCGCCUUUCAACACCCCGCAUCAACCGCGGCAACGGCUGUCGUCAAGUAGCUCGAUCGGUUCACAGCACAGUUUUCACGGAGAGGAAUCGCCUCAAUAUUAUCAAAACCUGCAACCGGUCACCCCCAAUUAUCAAAUGCCAUUACAAAACGAGAUGAACAAUAUGCAGCUCUCGCACGCGCACUCACAGUCAAGUCUCAGUGGAAGUGACUCUUUCGAUGUUUCUACAGCUUUCGACAAAAUGCCCGAAUUUGGAUACACUCAACCACAGAAUCCUCUCACUGGAGAUCAAAACGUGAUGUGGCAUCAACAAAACCAUCCAAACUUUCAACCGAACUACUACACCACAGACUACGGAGUCACUCAACCACAAACGCAACAAAUGAACCCAAAUUAUCAAAAUGAAGGCUACUAUGAAGAUGACCGAUUUGAAUCGACUCUCACUCAUGCUAGCGCCAACAACCCACAAGCUGUAACCACUCACCCACAACAGACUCCAAUGAUGGUCCAUUCGAAUCCUGCGAGUCAGGAGCCACAACCUGGAUAUUACUAUCAAGCUCCUCACUCCAAUAUCAGUGCUGACGAUUACAGUAACCAAGGAGCCGGAUACGAGAGUGACACGAGUCAACACAGUAUUCGGCGUGAAAGAACGAGUCGCUCUGCGAAUCGGCCAUACGAUCGGCCGGCGUCACGCAGCACCAGCCGAAACAGCAAUCACAGUCAAAGUAGCUUAAAUCAGAGUCAACCUGCGGGUAGAGGUCGCCCUGCUAUCUACAAAAUCGAUUUUAACGACCUCACCGAAUCACAAAAGAAGACUAAAAAAAAGAUCGAGGAUAGCGAAGCUUACCGGAAUAAAGCUACCGAAGAGGAGAAAUACGCCUAUCUCUUGGAGCGGCUACAAAACAAUGAAGCUGUGCGAAUCAGUCGCUUAAAUAAGAAUAAGAUGUCCAGAGAUGUUCUGGAUUUUGGUGAAGAACUUUAUCAUGCUGCUCAGCACGUGCGGCUAAAAGUUCCUGGAGUUGAAAACGAAAUUGAAAGUUUACUGGAAAGGAUUACACGUUGGGAAACUGAUAAUAAGACCGAUUUUGUUAAAAAGGUCAAAGAUCUUAAGCCGAAACCCAAUGAAGACAACGAUUCG
Molecule: messenger RNA, 1314 nt
Organism: Mesorhabditis belari
Lineage: Eukaryota; Metazoa; Nematoda; Chromadorea; Rhabditida; Rhabditidae
Source: the annotation of a GenBank genome assembly